UUUAGGCUAUUAGGUUUCAUUGUUUCAAACUUUUAACUGCCACUCAGGCCUCAGCCACGAUUUCAGCUGCGCGCCACCUCCCAGGAUCCAGACUGAGACUCCCACUCCCAGCAUCCCACGAGCCACGACGACGAAGAUUCCCACUGCCGUCGCCGACUGCCACCCACGAGCCACGAUUCCCUUGCCCAUAGUUUGAACAACUGCAACGGUAGCAUGAGCCAGUGGAGAGCAGAGGAGGCCAUUGCUGGCAAUGCAGAAGCACUUGAGGCUCUUAGAGAACUGACCACAUUUCCACACUUAUAUUCUCGUGAAGCUCGAAAGCUCGGUCUCAAGUGGCCUCGAAGCUUGUUGCUAUAUGGUCCACCAGGCACUGGGAAGACAAGCUUGGUACGUGCUGUUGUUCGAGAAUGUGGUGCACAUUUAACUGUUUAUGGUUCUCAUUUGGUUCAUAAAGCACAUGCUGGAGAAAGUGAGAGACUUCUGCGGGAGGCUUUUUCUGAAGCGUUGUCCCAUGCAAAGUUGGGCAAGCCAUCUGUUAUCUUUAUAGAUGAAAUAGAUGCACUUUGUCCUCAUCGUGCUCCAGGAAAGGAGCAAGCUGUACGAGCAACCUCUCAGCUCUGUGUGCUGAUGGAUGCAAAUUCAUCAUCAUGUGGGCCUCAAGUUGUUGUGGUUGCAUCAACUAACAGAGUUGAUGCAAUUGACCCUGCAUUAAGAAGGCCAGGGCGUUUUGAUUCUGAAAUUGAAGUCACCACACCUACAGAGGAGGAACGCUAUCAAAUCCUCAAGCUGUAUUCAAAAAAACUUCCAUUGAAUCCCAAUGUUGAUUUGCGAUCCAUAGCUGCAUCCUGCAAUGGAUAUGUUGGAUGUGAUUUGGAAGCUUUAUGCCGUGAGGCUGCUAUAUCUGCAAAGAGAAGGUCUAAAAUUGCAAAUGGAGAUGCUAAUGAUUUUAUCUUAACAAUGGAUGACUGGAAGCUGUCAAAAUCUGUGAGUGGUCCCAGCAUAACAAGAGGCAUUACAGUGGAAAUUCCUAGGGUGUCGUGGGAAGAUAUUGGAGGAUUAAAAGAUUUGAAGAGAAAGCUUCAACAAGUGGUUGAGUGGCCAAUCAAGCAUUCUGAUGCUUUUGCAAGGCUAGGGAUAUCACCUGUGCGGGGGAUUCUUCUGCAUGGACCUCCAGGAUGCUCAAAAACCAGCCUUGCUAAAGCUGCAGCUCAUGCGGCCAAAGCUUCUUUUUUUUCGUUGAGUGGUGCAGAAGUAUAUUCGAUGUAUGUUGGAGAGGGCGAAGCUUUGUUGCGUAAUACAUUUCAGAGAGCUCGCCUUGCUGCGCCAAGCAUAAUAUUUUUUGAUGAGGCUGAUAAUAUAGCUGCCAAACGAGGUGGGAGUUCAAGUGACAGCUCUGCAGUUGGAGAGAGGCUUCUAUCCACGCUGCUGACUGAAAUAGAUGGUUUGGAAGAGGCUAAAGGGAUCCUUGUUUUGGCUGCUACAAAUCGCCCUCAUUUAAUUGAUCCUGCACUUAUGCGUCCUGGACGCUUUGAUCUGGUGCUUUAUGUUCCGCCACCUGAUUUAGAAGCUCGAUAUGAGAUUCUUCGUGUACAUACACGCAACAUGUCAAUAGCAAGUGAUGUUGAUCUCAGAAGGAUAGCAAUCGAUACUGAGCUCUUCACGGGAUCUGAAUUAGAAUUCCUGUGUAAGGAAGCUGGUAUUGUAGCUUUAAGGGAAGACAAAUCUGCCACUGAAGUGCGAGAUCGCCAUUUCCAGAUGGUGAGAGGUUCACUAAGGCCGAGAUUGACUAGAGAAGAAAUUGAUUCGUAUUCAUCAUUUAUGAAAAACCCGUCUUUGGAGUCUGCUGGCCGGUUUGAUUGUAGAGCCAAAAAGGAUAGCAAGUGUGUAAGGAAUCAAUUAGGCCUUUUUGGUCCAGUUACAAUUAGUAUCAUCAGCUUCAUAUUGUAUGUUGCAGCUAGGUAUUUAUUCAUGCAUACAGACGUGCACCAUAUGGAAUUGCAACAACCUGAAGAAUAUAGCCAGAAGUGUCCUUGAACGUGGAAGCUUACCCCGUCUUGUGUAUUCUUUCAUCCUCAUCGGCUUUCGGUUAAGAGUCAUAUACGUUUGUUCUAUUAGAAGAUAAAUGAAAGUGGUUGUGCUGAAGAAUGUGACAUUUGUUCUAUCAUGAGCAUUUAUUUGGAACUAGACAUUUUUUAUACCACGAUAUUGGUUUGGAUCUAAA
Malania oleifera is the source of this 2221-nucleotide messenger RNA. Its product is annotated as cell division control protein 48 homolog B. Bases 214 to 2034 code for a protein of 606 amino acids. The transcript has 13 exons. The record is from RefSeq and is a predicted model, not a curated record. NCBI's taxonomy places the organism in Eukaryota, Viridiplantae, Streptophyta, Magnoliopsida, Santalales, Ximeniaceae. Gene Ontology annotation, molecular function: ATP binding; ATP hydrolysis activity.